AUGAAGUUUACGACCUCUUUCGUUGUUGCCUUUGCCUCUUUGGCUGCUUGUGCUCCCAUUGUCGCAAAAAAAGCAACGAUCGUGGAUCCCAUCUCUCUCCAGAAGCGCGAUGAGGCCGACAGCGACGUUGUUUUCGUCACCUGGAACAACGGCGACAAGAAGCUUGCCACUGAGAAGGACGGCGAAGUAGACACUGACGUUGUCUUCGUCACCUGGAACAACGGUGACAAGAAGCUCGCCGCUGAGAAGGACGGCGAAGUAGACACUGACGUUGUUUUUGUUGCUUGGAACAACGGCGGCCACAAAAUGCUAGAAGAGAAUGCAGGCGCCGAGAAGCUUGAAGUGAGCAAGGGCACUAUGGAGAAGCAGAAGCGUGAUGACGCUGAUACUGAUGUUGUCUUUGUUACUUGGAACAAUGGUGAUAAGAAGAUGGUUGCGCAAGUUGAGGAGGAUGGUUCCCAGGAGUAG
Aspergillus ruber CBS 135680 is the source of this 468-nucleotide messenger RNA. RefSeq lists its product as uncharacterized. The record is from RefSeq and is a predicted model, not a curated record. The coding region runs from base 1 to 468 and encodes 155 amino acids. NCBI's taxonomy places the organism in Eukaryota, Fungi, Ascomycota, Eurotiomycetes, Eurotiales, Aspergillaceae. The transcript is spliced from 2 exons.